AGGAAAAAAUAAACAAAUUAAGCAUACUACAUUAUGGAUAUUUUAACACCAACUAGCUCUACAAAAAACCCAUCUCUUCAUUCUUGUAACUUAUCAUCCCUUAGCAUAUCCAAUCCAUUAGGUUAUCAACUCUUUAAAUCAAGAAUCCCUUUUGAAGUAAACAAGUUAAAGAAAUGUACGAUUCGAUCUACGCUAGCCUUGAAUUCUGUUAUUGCUCCUCCUGAAAUUGUUAAAGAAAAUGGGAGUGUGACCACUAAAAUAUCGAAGGGGCCUGCGAAUACAUGCCCGUUUUCGCCUUUGGACUUCUUAGAGAGGGCUUCUAUUGUUUAUGGAAAUCGCACAUCAAUUGUUUACGAUGACACAAGUUACACUUGGUCACAAACUUACACUAGGUGCAAAAAAUUGGCUUCUUCGAUUUCAUCGCUAGGGAUCAAGAAAGGCGAUGUCGUUUCCGUGUUAUCCCCAAAUAUUCCGGCCAUGUACGAGCUCCAAUUCGCCGUGCCAAUGUCCGGUGCGAUCCUCAACAACAUCAAUUUCCGCCUCGAUCCACGUACCCUCUCCGUUUUGCUCCGGCAUAGCGAAUCAAAGCUUGUAUUUGUGGACUAUCAAGCGAGUUCUUUAUUACUCGAGGCGAUUUCUCUAUUCCCUUCUAAUUUACAACGUCCUAAAUUAAUCCUCAUCGAGGAUAAUUGUGGUGAUACUCCUUUAGUAUCGAGAAAUGAGUUUUAUGAUAGUUAUGAGAAUGUUAUUGAUGAAGGGGACCAGCAUUUCAAAUGGAUCGCUCCAGAGAGCGAAUGGGAACCUAUGACACUAAACUACACUUCUGGGACUACUUAUGCACCGAAAGGUGUGCUUCAUAGUCACAGAAGUGCGUUUACGAUGAGUGUCAUGGGCUUAAUUGAUUGGUCCGUCCCGAAGCAACCGGUGUUCUUGUGGACCCUACCAAUUUUUCAUGCCAAUGGUUGGGGAUUUUGUUGGGCUAUGGCUGCUGUUGGUGGAACCAAUGUGUGUCUACGUCGGAGUCAUGAUGCUGCUUUAAUAUACGAAGCUAUUCAACAACAUAAGGUAACUCACAUGUGUGGUGCACCAGUAGUACUUAACAUGUUAUCAACCUAUACAAAAAGGAAACCCCUUGAUUCCCCUGUCCAAAUCCUAACGGCCGGGGCGCCACCCCCGGCCGCAGUUUUGGACAGGACUGAAUCAUUGGGAUUCGUGAUAAGUCACGGUUAUGGAUUGACAGAGACGGGUGGGCCCGCGGUGACAUGUGCAUGGAAACAAGAAUGGAAUUCAUUGACAAAUUCAGAAAGGGCAACACUAAAAUCAAGACAAGGUGUGAAGAUGGUAGGGUUUACUGAUGUUGAUGUAGUGGAUCCUGAAACUGGCAUUAGUAUUGAGAGGAAUGGAAUGGCUGUUGGAGAAAUUGUUUUGAAAGGAGGUAGUGUGAUGCUAGGGUACCUUAAAGACCCUGAAGGAACAUCAAAAUGCAUGAAAAAUGGAUGGUUUUACACCGGAGACGUUGGAGUAAUGCAUUCAGAUGGAUAUUUAGAAGUGAAAGAUCGAUCGAAAGAUGUCAUAAUUUGUGGUGGCGAGAAUAUAAGCAGUGUAGAAGUAGAGUCGAUUUUAUACAAACACCCCGCGGUGAAUGAAGCAGCUGUAGUUGCACGUCCAGAUAAUUAUUGGGGCGAAACACCUUGUGUGUUCGUUAGUUUAAAAGAUGAUGCGUGCAAUGUGACCGAGAAGGAGUUGAGAGAAUUUUGUAAAGAGAAUUUACCUCUUUACAUGGUACCAAGGACAGUUGUGAUACAAGAUGACCUUCCAAAGACUGCUACUGGGAAAAUUCAAAAGUACUUACUUAGGGAUAAAGCUAAAUCACUUGAAUAAGCGUGAAUUCAGAUUAAUCAGAUAAAGGUGUGAGUGGACAAGAAUUACUAAAGGCUUAUUUAGUAAAUAGUAAAUCAUGAGUUGUAAGCAUUUAUUUCUAUCAAAAUGAAACGAAUAUGAGUUGUGGUUCUUAGCUAUGGGUUCAAACAUAGCUAAGAAUUAAAAUAUUAGUAUUUUCUAAUGUGUGAUUUCUAUAUACAUGUAUAGGAAGAGGAGCCUCAGUUCACGUGUAUUUAUGCUUCCUUUAUUACAUGAUGUAUAAUAAUAAUAUUAUAUAUUUAAUAUGUUUGUGUGUGUAUUCAAACUCAAAGAA
Messenger RNA from Solanum pennellii, 2194 nucleotides. Its product is annotated as probable acyl-activating enzyme 6. The record is from RefSeq and is a predicted model, not a curated record. The transcript has 3 exons. Bases 34 to 1881 code for a protein of 615 amino acids. NCBI's taxonomy places the organism in Eukaryota, Viridiplantae, Streptophyta, Magnoliopsida, Solanales, Solanaceae.